AGGACAUUCCCCCAUACAGCAGAAGCAACAAUGGCAAAGAAGGCAGGAGGAGGAGGAGGAAAGCAAAAGUCGAAAGCCACGACCCCGGCAAAGGCCGCAGGAGCUGCCGCGAAAGCCGCUCGCGCCGCCAAAGUGACCCCGGCCUCGGACAUCAACGCCUUCAUUGAGGAGCAGCAGCUGGAAGUCGACCCUGAAGUGGCAGCAAUGAUGAAGGAGAACGACCCAUCGGCCGUGAAGCUCAAGAAGGUCGGAGGGAAGAAGCAGAAGCACAAGGCGGCGGCAGUAGCUGUCGCGGCUGACAGUGAGGAUGAAGAGAAGGAGGCAGCGGGAGAGAAUGGAGCUGAGGAAAUGGACGAGGAGGAUGAACUGGAAAUGCAGGCGUAUCUGGAAAUGAUGAAGGGCAAGGGAGAAGAGGGUAGCGACGACGAAGAGCUGGUCGAGAAGGUGUAUGCCAACAACACGGUCGCACUAUUGUCCCGCCUCGAAGACAUCCGCCUCCCCACCACCCUUCCCUGGAUCGAGACGCAAUCCAUCACCUCCCCAGCGCCUCUCGACCUCGAACAGGCAGACGUGCAUGACGACCUGAAACGGGAGCUCGCGUUCUACAAGCAAGCGCUGUUCGGCGCAACAGAGGGCCGGAAAAAGAUUCUGGCUGCCGGUGUGCCAUUCUCCCGCCCGGACGACUUUUUCGCGGAAAUGGUCAAGACGGAUGAGCACAUGGCCAGGGUCAGGCAGAAGUUGCUGGAUGAGGCUGCGUCUAUCCAGGCGGCAGAGAAGGCGAGGAAGCAGAGGGAUCUCAAGAAGUUUGGCAAGAAAGUACAACAAGAGAAACUGCUGGAACGCACGAAAACCAAAAAGUCCGAAAUCGAAAAGGUCAAAGUCGCACGGCGGAAACACGCCUCCACUGAAAACGCGAACGACGACGGCAACGCCGGGGACGAUCUGGAUUUCGGUAUCGAGCUGGACAAAGCCGACAAGGCCUCUCGCGGGGGUCGUGGCGGCAGCAGCGACGGUAACAAACGUAAACGCAAGGACGAGAAGUUCGGCUUUGGCGGCAUGAAGCGGCACAAGAAGAGCAAUACCGCCGACAGCGUGGACGAUUUAAGCGGGUUCAGCGCGAAACGAAUGAAGAGCAGUGUUGGUGGUGGUCGUGGUGGGGGUGGAGGGAGGGGGCGGGGCGCGAGUAGAGGUGGAGGGCGGGGACGUGGGGGUUCGAGGGGCGGGUCAAGGGGUGGGUCAAGGGGUGGAAGCCGUGGAAGGGGUUCGAGCAGAGGCCGGCGUUAA
Messenger RNA from Fimicolochytrium jonesii, 1284 nucleotides. Its product is annotated as eukaryotic rRNA processing protein EBP2-domain-containing protein. Bases 31 to 1284 code for a protein of 417 amino acids. Gene Ontology annotation, cellular component: preribosome, large subunit precursor; nuclear periphery; nucleolus. Gene Ontology annotation, biological process: rRNA processing; ribosomal large subunit biogenesis. The record is from RefSeq and is a predicted model, not a curated record. The transcript is spliced from 3 exons. Lineage: Eukaryota; Fungi; Chytridiomycota; Chytridiomycetes; Spizellomycetales; Powellomycetaceae.